Molecule: messenger RNA, 1418 nt
Organism: Ceratosolen solmsi marchali
Lineage: Eukaryota; Metazoa; Arthropoda; Insecta; Hymenoptera; Agaonidae
Product: protein CDV3 homolog
Exons: 3
Coding region: 360-1130 (256 amino acids)
Cellular component (GO): cytoplasm
Source: RefSeq, a predicted model, not a curated record
GCUCACCACUCACCACUCACCACUCACCACUCACCACUCACCACUUACCGCUCUCUAUCUCGUAAGUUUGUGCUUGCGCGCGCUCGCAUCUCCGUCCGCUCGUACAUCUGCGGUGCGUGCCGUCGCCGCAGCUCGCGACCCCGUGCCCCUCGUGCACCACGAGUCGCUGCGACAGCCGAGAUAGAGAGCGAGAGCGCGAGAAGGCGGUGGAGGAGGUGGUGGCGGUGGCGGAGGAAGAGGGGGAGGAGGAAGGGUCGCUCGUCGUCACCGCAGGAGGCCGACGAGCUGCCGCCGCUUCGCGGUCCUUGUGCGUUAUUUAGCGAGGGAAACGGCUAGUCGAAAUCGACGUCGAGCUCGGUAUGGCAGACCUCGACGACUUCUUCGCGAAGAAGGAUCGCAAGAAAGCGAAGGGUAAGAAGUUCACGACCACCGAUGAGAUAGCCAAGAAGCUCGAGGAAACGGGUAAGAAGUUGGACAAGGCCAAGCAGAAGGAGAAGUCCCAGAACUCGGAGGGCGGCGACGACAAUCAGCAAAUCGAGGAGGAGGAUGAGUGGAAGGUCUUCGAGGAGGAGAAGAAGGAUUACACCGGAUUGAAAAUUGGAAAUCUGACUAUGAACGAAGUCGUUGAUACGGAUGUGGAAGAUGAUAAAGUUAUGGGGGAGAAGAACUCGGAUGGGGAGUACACCGAGCACUUCAAUAAGAACAGCGGCGGCCCUUGGAAGAAGGCGGAUGCGCAGGUGGCAGAGCCAGAGGCACCACAGCCGGAAGUCGAACAGCCCCAGGCUGUACCAGAGGUGGCGGCAGCCGCUCCAAAGAAAAGUUAUAAGCCACCGGCUCUAAGGAAUCCGCAAUUUAAUGUGGAACGAUCAAUGUCUUCCGGUCGCCCGAGAGGCAAAAAUAUUGCUCCAGACAUUAAUAGCGAGGAAUACUUCCCAACCUUAAAUUCGAAGCAAUCGGUAUCAAAUGACACUGGUGGAGCAUGGGGUCGAAAAAAACGAGAUGAAGGAAAUUUUGAAGAAGUACGUAAUCGAGGAGGAAGCAGAACAUACGGUGCACCCGAAGUUCAAUCUCAAGCUCCCAAACUGUCGUUAGGAAAUAAAUAUGGUGCGCUACCUCAAGAUCAAAGCUGAAAACGACAAAUUUUCUUCUGUCGACGAUUAUUAAACAUAUACGUUACCACCUCGCUCCGUUUCGUGGCCCAGUUGCGCCAUAAAACAAAUUUUAUAGGCUAAUAAUGCAUACUACUGUUUGUGCAUACGUAUUUAUUAUUUACCACUUUUCGUUUUAAACGUUCGUUGUUUAAUCGUUAUCUAUGGUUUUUUAAGUUUUUGGAAUUGGUAAAAAAAAAAAAUUGUAUUUAAUAUGGUAGUAUUAUUGAAAGCCGCAAUAAUAUGACGUGACUUUCGAAAUAAGGUAGA